Messenger RNA from Penicillium pulvis, 378 nucleotides. RefSeq lists its product as uncharacterized. The coding region runs from base 1 to 378 and encodes 125 amino acids. The record is from RefSeq and is a predicted model, not a curated record. The transcript is spliced from 2 exons. NCBI's taxonomy places the organism in Eukaryota, Fungi, Ascomycota, Eurotiomycetes, Eurotiales, Aspergillaceae.
AUGCAAGAGGCGCGGAUGCGCCCAUGGCAAAUCGGUCGUCUCACGAUGCUCCAUUCUUCCCUAGGCCAUCAAUGGGAUGAGCUUUUCGAUAGACCCGAAACUUCGCCCCGCUGGAAUCAACCCAUCGAUCUACAACUACCCAUCUUGGAAAUUAUGGCGGUACUCAGUCAGCGUGGGGAUGUGCCGCCGCUCAAUGAUUAUACAUCGGCUGAGUGGGCCGAGGACUUUGAGCGGUUUGCGCCGGAGUUCUUAGCCUAUGAGCGUGAGGGCCGGGUGUCAGAUUACGGCUGGGAACGGCUCAUGGAUGUGACAUAUGCUGAUUAUUCCCAUAUUCGCCAUGCUCGACAGCUUGCCGCAGCCUUAGGUCGGAGUAUGUAG